CUUCACCUUCGGGGCAGACCAGUUCCACCUCAGGCGCAUUAAUUCCCAAGGAUUACAAGCUCCACGAUGAUCCUAAGUUCCCGUAGAUCUGUCCAGUCCGCUCAUGCCGUACCUUAUUUCCGAAACUAUAUGGGCUGGGUUCUCACUUCACUCAGAAACACAAAGCGAAGUUGUUCAACGAUAAUCAAGAUGGGACACUAUCUAUUAUCAUGGGCGGUGGGGGUUCCGGUGUUCCUGAAGUAGUAUCUUGGAAACCACUAGAUCCUAAUGAACCCCCUAUGGUACGGCCCUCCCUCGCACUCAAAUAUAUGGAACCUGGUAAAUUCGCUACGCUACAGCCUAUGCAUGAUGGUUAUGAAUUGGACGGAUCGCAACAGCCACGCACAUCAUCGGCCAUAACUGACUUACCCGACGCGGGAAAACAAGUAAGAGAUAGCAUAGAGUUAUGGAGAUAUACCCAGAGUCAGCUAGCAUAUACACCACUUUAUCCGAUACCAGAGCGUGGCCACGUGCGAGAGCUUCUACAAAGCUUAACCCGAGUCAGAGAUGUGGUGUUCAAUCCCUAUUCGCGAACCCGUUUCUGUGAGAUAGGACCUUAUGAUAUCUCGGCGAUGGUCGUUCAAGUAACCGGGGAAGAAGCCAAAGUGCCGUGCAGUAAUUGUAAAAAGGGAAAGGGUCCCUUCGCGGGGUGUUAUGUUAUGCCUGUUGAAGCUCCAUCAGAUCUUCGACGAUCAAUCUGGGGAUGUGCUAACUGCCUCUAUAAUAGCAAUCAAUGCCGCUGCGACUUAAAUAAACAGUCUCUGGAGGAAUUUCCAAGGCCCAAAAGAGGUCGGCCCCGUCUAACCACGCCAGGAUCAUCGAAUUCUCGCCCGGUUAUCAAUAUCGAAAAAAAGCGACCGAUGAAACGUCGCCAGAGUAAUUUAUCGAAUGCAGUCGCUACCUCUGGUGCCACCACAGGUACCGAUUUGAGGUUUGCUUCUCCUCCACAUACUAGGAGUGCGAAGAAAAAGGCCAAAGGAACUUCGAUCUGCGGGUCUAAGCGAGACCCAUCGCAUGGCGUUGACGGUACAGUCGCUAUUAAUCCGGCUCAAAUGCUAGAAUUAGAGACGUGGGAGGUUGCGCCGGGCCGCAUCGGCGACGAAGGAAGUGAUGUUACCAAGAACUUCGCUUUCUCAAAUGCCUACCUGGCUCAGAACCACGCUGUCCAAAUUGGGCGCGACAUUGCGUUCCAGGUCGUGACUAUCAAGCCGGGCACUACUUACAGUUGGGGCUCGAGCGCUAAACGGCUGCGGCUGUGUUCAUUAGCUUCAGGCAAGCUUCAAAUCAAGAUGCAUGGCAAAGAAUUUACGAUGGGGCCGAAUGGCAUGGUAAGAAUAAAACCAUGAAUUGAGUGUACCGUGACGAACAGACUUUAUGUGGAUGCUAUGGUGCAUGUGACGGUGACACCAGAUGGUUUAUGCUGAUAGUGGACGCGUACACAAGAUGCGAAACCCAUGCGUUGAAUUGGAAAACGUAUUAGUGAAUUUCAUGGUGUUUGAGUUGGCAUAAAAAGAGUCGUUCUACUCUCGUUGAAGAAUUGAAA
Molecule: messenger RNA, 1582 nt
Organism: Hypoxylon trugodes
Lineage: Eukaryota; Fungi; Ascomycota; Sordariomycetes; Xylariales; Hypoxylaceae
Exons: 5
Coding region: 210-1385 (391 amino acids)
Source: RefSeq, a predicted model, not a curated record